Messenger RNA from Cryptomeria japonica (Japanese cedar), 1605 nucleotides. Its product is annotated as protein CHLOROPLAST J-LIKE DOMAIN 1, chloroplastic. NCBI's taxonomy places the organism in Eukaryota, Viridiplantae, Streptophyta, Pinopsida, Cupressales, Cupressaceae. The record is from RefSeq and is a predicted model, not a curated record. Gene Ontology annotation, cellular component: chloroplast membrane. The coding region runs from base 265 to 1176 and encodes 303 amino acids. The transcript has 10 exons.
UCCUUCGCCAAUAAAUUUAUGUAAGGGAUCCUCUCUCCCCGUAAAUUCUUAUGGCAAUCCUCCAAGUUUGAAAUUCUGGGCUCUUCACACAUAAUUGAUUCUCGGUUUGGCUGAGUCUGCUAUAAAAACACCCCGGACUUGGGAAUAUAUAGAGGGUUUAUCUUUUCAGUGUUCUUUGGAAGAAAGGGGUUUUUCAGUAUUAUAAUUGCAGGUAGAUAAAGGUUCAGAAGUAUAAACUACUUUUGUAGAAGAGAGCAGGAAAAUAUGGCCAUGGCAUUCACAAUGAAACCGGCUUGCCAGAACACACUUUCAGGGGUCAAAGGAGGAAGGAGAUUUAAUACAUCUAGUCAAAUACACAGGAUACCCAAAACUCUAUCAUUUCACAUUCUGAGCUCAUCAUCUCCUCCACUUUCUUCUCCAACCAGAUAUUCUAGGCAAGUACUGAGGAAUAGCAGAGCUGCAUGCACUGCUGCAUCUGUUGGUGGGGGAUCAAGUACAAGUGGUGAUGACAAUCCUUAUAAGGUCCUUGGUGUUAGUCCAUUAGAGAAAUUUGAGAAAAUCAAGGCUUCUUAUACCAGAAAAUAUAAAGAUGCAGAAAGAAGAGGGGAUGAUGCAGCUAUGGCACAACUGGAGAGAGCAUAUGACAAGAUAAUGAUGGCUCAACUUUCAAAUCGUAAACAAGGCCUAACUUUUGGUUCUGUUAAGGUUUCAAAGGAUAUAAAAUAUGCUGACAAGCAACCAAUUGUACCUUGGGGCCCAAGGUAUGCACGCGCUGAGAAAAAUGACAUACUAAUCAACUUCGCAGUAUCUUUAUUCUUUACAGGUUGGAUAAUGUAUGCUCGUUCAGCAGAUUAUAAGCCAUUACAGUUUUUAAUAUUUGGAUACAUCUUUAGGAUGUUCGAGAAAUUAAAAUCUUUCGAGCAACCAUCAAUACCAUCAACCACUGAGGAAUUAGAAGAUGAGAGCCAAAGUGUUCGGACAGGAAAGCGUUUAUUGCGUAGUCUUGCACUAGUCUUUGGGUGUGUUGCUGUUUCAUCAUUGGCUUACACGGGCAUCCUCAAUGCAAUUGAAUAUCUUAAUUUUUACAUUCCACAAGUUCUUAUUAAAAGUCAGGAACUAUUUGUAACCUUAUGUUCUGCAAUUGCGCUCUUCCUUCUUGGAUCAUAUUACAGGUGACUUUAUAACUAUAGGAUAGACAUUUCUGUCUAGUCCAGAGGUGCUAUUGUCUUUUGUGUUUGCUCGGGCAUUAGAGUCGUAUGAACAAAAUCAUAGCUCGAUCUGUCAGCUUCAGGUUGAACAUAUGAGUCUUUGUUAGUGGUCAUUCUAGCUUUGACUAAUUUAUCUCAGGCCUGUGCAAACAUAUCACAAGGUUUUAACAUGCAGUGUAGCUCUAGGUCAUUGUUAUUGAGUAAAUUCAUUUAUAUAACGUUAUGUGGAGAUUGUAGAGCUCUCCUUGGAUAUUGUAUUUGGGGAUUUGAGAUUUUGAAAGAUCUAUGUUUGAGUCUUUUAAGCCAAUCGUGUUUCAGUUGUAACUAAAAUAGGUCCUAGAACUUUACUUAAUGUAGAAAGAAAUGAAGAUUAAUGAUUAAAUUUUUGUUCACUUAA